UCGUUUUGCUGCCGUGAAAAAAAGUUUGACUUUCUCACAAUUUUACGUGAAAGAUUCAAGGACUGUAGCCGCAGCUUUGAAGUGUACUGAAGCCAGAGUUGAAGUACUCCUACCUGGUGUAUGCUUGCGUCGCUGGUGGAAAGAAGUUCAUUGCAAAACCAAAUGGGAGCAGACCGUAUCCUGGGAGAUAUAUUUUAAGCCAAUAAAAGACCUUAUUUUAGACUUUUUCUGGGGGAUCAUGCUAUGGAAUUCCCUGUCUCCCCUCUGCUAUCACCCUCUAUCUCUGCUAUCUCUGGUAUUUAUUUUCCACACGGGGACCUCUAAAAACAAACAAAUUUGCCGAAUAAUGACAAGCUGGAGAUUUUCAAUUAAAUGGCAAACAAAAAUUACAAAAUUGCCGGAAAAAUAGCUCUACAGGAUAGGUGUCCAACAGAAAAAGCCGGAAAAACAUCCCAACAGAGACGAGACACGACAACGAAACUCGUGAAAUUUGACCAAAAAAUUCCCCUGCGACAGACACCAUGGGUGAGACGUACUACAUAGGGGUUGAUGUUGGCACUAGCAGCGUUCGAGCGGGCUUGGUGUCUCGCCUGGGGUCUGUGAUGAAAAUGCACACUAUACCUAUCACCAUCUCGAACCCCAAGCCAGACUUUUAUGAACAGGAUUCGGAGGAAAUUUGGAAAGCUGUUUGCGAGGCCGUGAAGUUUGUGACGAGCGAGGUUGCAGAUAAAUCAUCCAUUCACGGCCUAGGCUUCGACGCCACUUGCUCCCUGGUAGUGCUUGACGGCAGCCUUAAACCUGUCACUGUUAGUCCAGCAACAGGGGAGGAUCGAUUCAAUAUAAUGAUGUGGAUGGACCACCGAGCCAAGGAGCAGGCGGACCGCAUCAACGCUGGCGGACAUGAAGUGUUGAAGUACGUUGGGGGGAAAGUGUCCCUCGAAAUGCAAACCCCAAAGCUGCUAUGGCUGAAGACACACCUCAACGAAACCUGGAAACGAGCUGCACAUUUCCUGGACCUGCCAGACUUUCUGACGCUCAGGGCGACGGGGCGGCUGUCUAGAUCCUUGUGUUCGACUGUGUGCAAGUGGACCUACAAGUGCGACGGAAUCAGCCAGGAAUGGGAUUCUGGCUUCUUUAAAGAUGUUGGCCUUGAAGACUUGGCUGAGGAUGGUUGGCGUAAAAUUGGCCAGGAAGUGCUUCCUCCAGGAACGGACUGUGGGCAGCUGUCUGCAGAGGCAGCCGCUCAGUUGGGCCUGUCAGAGUCGACUCACGUGGCUACUUCCCUCAUAGAUGCACAUGCAGGUGGCCUGGCUCUGGUGUCUGCUCAAGCUAGAGUCAAGGAGGACUUGAUUGGGAGACUUGGUCUCAUCUGCGGGACUUCCACCUGCCACAUGUGCGUAAGCGAGCAGCCCAUCUUUGUGCCAGGUGUGUGGGGACCAUACUUGAGUGCCAUGGUGCCUGGCUGCUGGCUCAAUGAGGGAGGCCAGAGUGCCACUGGUGCCCUUGUUGAUCAUGUCAUCAAGAGCCACCCAGCUUCAGGAAAGUGCCCUCAGAGCGACAAGUAUGGCUGGUUAGAGGGCAUCCUGUCUGUCAUGGCGGAGGAGAAAGGUCUCGCCCACACCUCUCUGCUCACCAGAGAUGUGCAUGUCUAUCCAGACUUCCAUGGGAAUAGGUCACCUCUUGCAGAGCCCUCUAUGAUGGGCAUGGUGUGUGGUUUGACUCUGGAUGUGAGUGAAAGAAACUUGGCUGUGCUUUACUUGGCCACAAUUCAAGCACUAUCUUAUGGGACGAGGCACAUUAUAGAGCAACUACAAGCAUCGGGCCACGUCAUUACAUCAGUCCUCAUGUGUGGGGGACUCUCCAAUUCACCGCUCUUUAUCAGCACCCAUGCAGAUGCACUGGGUGUUCCUGUGCUGAUCCCAGCCACCAAACAGUCUGUACUUCUGGGGUCAGCCAUGCUAGGUGCCGCUGCCUCAGGAGACUUCCCUGACUUGACCUCAGCUGCAAUUGCAAUGGGUGGGGCAGCACAGGCCUUCCAUCCAAGGAAGGAACUGAAGGAAUACCAUGACAAGAAGUACGACAUCUUCAAAAGGAUGCAGUCGGAACAGCUGGAGUACCGUCGCACAAUGGGGAACAUUUAACAGCACCUCAUUAUUACAGUUCCCUUUGUCCAAUAUUACAUUUUAAGAUUGGUGUUAACUUGUAAUGAUAUACAUUUUACUUCCUUGUAAAUCCCUGUAAGUUUUAUUCCAAAAAUGAUAAAGCUGCAUAUUUCAUUUUAGUAUUUUGAUAACAAGGAAUUCUAAGCGGUACAAAAUACAGUUACAUUAGAUACAUUUCACGUAUUAUACAUAUUUUUCAAGCUUGUUAAAAUUAGCUAUGUAUUAAUUCUUAAAAGUAUUGUUGAAUGAAUAUGCCAUUUUGCAAAAAUGAUACAUAGUUGUAUGUAAAUAUCUUAUUAGAGAUAUAGAAGUGGUAUAUAUCUUUCACUUUUGCAAGUUAAUUUUAAUACAGUAAUCCUCCACAUUGUACAGCUACAGCAUGCAUCAGGCUAAUGGCAUUAGGAAAACAACUAAUUGGUAUGUAAAGCUUAAUAUAGACUCUUAUCUGUUGAUGAGAAAAAGCUUUUUAAGUUUAUACUCUAAAUUAUAUGCAGGGAUACAUACAUAAGUAAAAACAUACAGUUUUGUAUUGCAUACAUACACUUAUGCAUAUAUAUAUAUAUAUAUAUAUAUAUAUAUAUAUAUAUAUAUAUAUAUAUAUAUAUAUAUAUAUAUAUAUAUAUAUACCUACAUAUGUACAUACGUUAAUACAUUCAUACACACAUACAUUCAUACACACAUACAUACAUACAUACAUACAUACAUACAUACAUACAUACAUACAUACAUACAUACAUACAUACAUACAUACCCUAUACUUAUAUGCACACUGUACAUAUACAUAUAUGCACAUAUGUAUGUAUGCAUUAAUGUAGUUAUAUAUAAUGUCCAUAUUACUGUUCAAGGUUUUUAUAUAGAUUGUUAUUGAAUAUGUAUCAUAUAUAUGCAGAUUGUUAUUUUAUUACUAAUGUAAGGUUUUAUAAUAUUUCAUUAGUGCAGCUUCAAGCUUAGUUUUUUUAUGGCCAUCAUAUAUCUUAAAUAUUCUUGUCAUUUUUCCUUUUAUCUCCAAAGUUUCUGUAUAAUUACAUUCCAAAAGUAUUCAUAAAUUGCAAAAUUGGAAAAUAUUUCUCCAGUCAAUAUCCAUAGAAAUAUGUGAUACUGGAUAUAGUUAUAAAUUUUAUACAUUCCAUUUAUCAUAAGAAAUUUUACAUAACAUUUGUAUCCUUAUAGAGUACAAAAAAAAUAAUUUUGAAUUGUAGUGGUUCAAGGUAAAGGAACAGCCUUUGUUUAGUAUUGUAAAAUUAAAAAUAAAUUGUUGAUUUUGUUACAUUUUUGUUUUAUUGUUGUUAUUGUUACUGUUUUCUUCUUUUUGUUCCUCUUCUCUUUUCCUGUGUCUUAUCUCCUUCCAGAAAUGUUGAUAAAUUUAUUUAACAUUCCAUAUUUACUCAAAUGAAAAGUAUGUAUUCUAGUUAUUAUUAUUAUAAUUUCCUGUAUAUCUUGAAUGCAUUUCUCUGUCACUUUUUUCAGUAUAUAUAUCAAGGAACUUUUUCAAAACAAAAAUUUGGCCUCCUUUUUCUGUAUUAACCUCCCCCCCCCCUCAAAAAUGUGGGGAUAUGGAUGCAUUGUCUCCCUUAUCUCUCUUAUCUUAUGGUUUAUCCGGGUCUUUUGUAAUUUAAACUUUAACCAAUAUUUUUGUCGUUUCUUUACCAUUCCUGACAUUUUUUGUGUGCUAUUUUUCUUCUAGAAUUAACAAUUCUUCACAAGAUUUUAAUUUAAUAGAAAUAUGCCUAUUUGCGAGGGUCUUAUUACCCCCUGUAGCCUUAUAUGGAAUUUUAUAGACAGUUAAAAAUAAACUAAAGAAUCCUUC
This is a messenger RNA of Penaeus indicus, 3969 nucleotides long. RefSeq names its product FGGY carbohydrate kinase domain-containing protein-like. The transcript is spliced from 13 exons. Gene Ontology annotation, molecular function: D-ribulokinase activity. The coding region runs from base 522 to 2141 and encodes 539 amino acids. The record is from RefSeq and is a predicted model, not a curated record. Gene Ontology annotation, cellular component: cytoplasm. Lineage: Eukaryota; Metazoa; Arthropoda; Malacostraca; Decapoda; Penaeidae. Gene Ontology annotation, biological process: pentose metabolic process; carbohydrate phosphorylation.